Brettanomyces nanus is the source of this 1815-nucleotide messenger RNA. RefSeq names its product histone deacetylase (gene RPD3). NCBI's taxonomy places the organism in Eukaryota, Fungi, Ascomycota, Pichiomycetes, Pichiales, Pichiaceae. Gene Ontology annotation, molecular function: histone deacetylase activity. The record is from RefSeq and is a predicted model, not a curated record. The transcript is spliced from 3 exons. Bases 1 to 1815 code for a protein of 604 amino acids.
AUGGGUAACCGAUGGACAGAAUGGAUCUUGCCAAUUAGAGUAAGAAGUUAUAAUCCAACGUUUCAGGAUGGAAUAGGUUACGAGGUGAAUGAGAUUUUGUAUAGGCGCAUGCAGCAGGAGGCUCAGAUUCGAGAGAGAUUAUCCAGUGAACUAGAGAGCUACAAAUCACGCCAAAGGCAGAUCCGUGAUGAUGCCACUCGUCUACUGGACACAGAAGGAAUGUUGUAUGUGGAGAAACCAUGGGAAGACAUCAAAGUGAAUCCCCAAGACAAAAAGCGUGUCGCCUACUUUUAUGACUCAGAUGUCGGUAAUUUUUCCUAUGGUGCCAAUCAUCCAAUGAAGCCUCAUCGUAUUAGAAUGGCACACUCUCUUAUUAUGAAUUACGGUCUGUAUAAGAAGAUGGAAAUUUACAGAGCUAAGCCUGCCACGCGUGAGGAGAUGAGUCAAUUUCACAGUGAUGAGUACGUAGACUUCCUUGCCCGUGCUACUCCGGAUAAUUUGGAUAUGUUUAAUAAGGAGAAGUUUAAUGUUGGUGAUGACUGCCCUGUGUUUGACGGUCUUUUUGAGUUCUGUAGCAUAUCUGGUGGUGGAUCCAUGGAAGGUGCUGCUAGACUUAACAGGGGAAAAUGUGACGUGGCAAUCAAUUAUGCUGGUGGUUUGCACCAUGCCAAGAAGUCUGAGGCUUCUGGUUUUUGUUAUGUCAACGAUAUCGCUCUCGGUAUUUUGGAGUUGCUUAGGUAUCAUCCUCGUGUUCUUUACAUUGAUAUCGAUGUGCAUCAUGGAGACGGUGUCGAAGAGGCAUUUUAUACCACGGAUCGUGUUAUGACUUGCUCCUUUCAUAAAUAUGGUGAGUUUUUCCCAGGUACAGGUGAGCUUCACGAUAUCGGUGUGGGAAAAGGUAAAUAUUAUGCGGUUAACGUUCCUCUCAGAGACGGCAUCAAUGAUGUCACUUACAGAUCGAUAUUUGAGCCUCUGGUCAAAACCAUUAUUGAGUGGUAUCAGCCUUCUGCCAUCGUGCUCCAAUGUGGAGGUGAUUCGCUUUCAGGAGAUCGUUUAGGAUGCUUUAAUUUAUCCAUGAGAGGUCAUGCCAACUGUGUUAACUAUGUCAAAGGCUUUGGAAUUCCGCUAAUGAUUGUUGGGGGAGGUGGAUAUACUAUGCGUAAUGUCGCUAGAACCUGGACGUACGAGACUGGUUUACUUAAUCAGACGUUAUUAGGUCCGGAUUUACCAUUCAACGAUUACUAUGAGUACUAUGGACCUGAUUACAAGCUCGAUGUGAGACCUUCCAACAUGUACAACGCUAACUCGCCAGAGUAUUUAAGUCGGAUCUUAACACAGAUAUACGCUACUUUAGAGCACACAAAACAUGCUCCAUCCGUGCAGAUGCAACCUAUUCCACCUGACAUCAGGGAUUAUGAUGAUGAUCCUGAAGACGAUUCCAGAGAAGCCAUGGAUACUAAAGGUGGAUCACAGAAAGCCAGAGACGAAACAAUUGUGCCUGAUAAUGAAUUUUAUGACAAGGAAGAGGACGCAAGCAGGGUGAAAAAUAAUAUAGAUUACGGGAAGAAGAUGAAUGGAGAAGAGUCCAGAAGUAGUGUAGCUGAUGUUACUACGAUGGGACCGUCUCCACCUUCAAGUGCAGUUCCAGCUGGCACUCUAGGUGUUUCAACUACAAAUGCUGCUGUUGUUGCAGCUGCUGGACCUUCUGCCAACGGUGAAUCUCAAAGCAAGCCGCCCACUGCUGAUUCGGUGGCACCUACAAACAACAGUGUAACCACACCGACUACCACAGCCACUAGUGAGGAGAAGAAGUAA